Paramecium sonneborni is the source of this 2402-nucleotide messenger RNA. Lineage: Eukaryota; Ciliophora; Oligohymenophorea; Peniculida; Parameciidae. The record is from the annotation of a GenBank genome assembly.
AUGUCGAAAAAACAGAAGUACACUUAAAAAUAGACCAAAAAAAUUCUAGCUUAGGACAUAAAUGAGAGUGAUUAAUCACAUUUCUUCAGUCUUCUUGGUGAUGAUUAUGAAGUAAGAAUUAUUUUCAAUUAUAAUAGAAUAAUGACAAUAUUAAAGUAGCUUAAAAAAUACUUGGAGAUUAUAAAACUCUUCUUUAGUAUUCUGCAAAUAAAUUUUGGGCAACUAUCUCAUACAAUUUAAACCUCUAAAAUUCUUUAGACCUUUUUUUGAGAUAUGCACCAAGAAAAUAUUUUCUCAAAGAAACUCUUCAUUUUACAGGAUAUUAUGGAGUACUUUUAAAAGAGAUUUUUAAAUGUGUCUUUGCAAUUUAUUUAAGAUUAAUAGAUUUAUAAAAUGAGGAUGAAAUUCUUUACGAAUAAAUUGGUGUUCAUGAUUUAGUUUACUAAAAAUGGAUCUUUGAUGUCAUGAAAUUAACUGAUAUCUGCACAAUAUAUGCUCAUUAAAAUGAAAGUAAUAAUUUGAUUGUAUAAGCUUAGAUGCUGUAAAGAAAAUUUGUUAAUUUGUAUUCAAUUAUCAAGCUUAUCAAGAUGAUUAUAAAUCAACAAUAGAUUCUUUUAUGAAAAAUGUUCUUUAAAAAAUCUAUGAAGAGAUAUUUUAGAUAAACAAUAAAUCAGCAAAUGAAAGUGAAAUAAUUAUAAGUGAUGUUGAAUAAAAAAUGGAAUUAUUAACUUUAAUGUUAGAUUCAAUAGAGACAGCGAUAGUUUGGGCAAAGUAUUUUCCACAAAAGUAACAUCUAUUUAAGCCAGAAAUAAUGUAAUGUUUUGAAUAGAUUUUUUAUGAAUUAAUUUUGGCUAAAGGAUAUAGUCGAGGAAGUACAUAAUUGGCAGGUAUUUGGAAAUCAUAAUAUUUAUAAAAUUUGAACUAUUUUUUGAAGCAAGCAGUUUAAAGAUUAAUUGAAUUCUUUGUUUUAUAUAUGAGAUAUGUGGAAGAUUUAAUAAUGACAAAACAGAUAAAGUAAUGUUAGGAACAUAUGGUUUAUUUGAUUUAGAAUUUCGGUACAAUGAAAAGGAAAUUUAAAUCUAAGAAAGGAAAUUAGAGUUAGAAUAAAGAAUGGACACUUUUUGAGGCACUUUAUGAGAAUAAUUUUAAUAUGAUUGAAUUGUUAAUGAAUACUCCAUGGAAUUAGAUAAAUUUACCAAAGGAUGAUAUAGAAGAGGUAACACUUUUAAUGACUACAGUAAUUGAUGAGAGAGAGAGACUUAAAGAUAGAAUGAAUAAUAAUGAGAUAGAGAAUUUUGAUGUUUUUGAAAACUUUGAUCCUAGUUAAUCUACACUUCCUAAAGAAAUUUUAGAGAUAGAUGAAAAAUAAGAGAUUGAAGAUUAAGAAGAGGAUGUAAAAGAGAAAGAGGGAAAUGUAGAAGUGAAAUAGGAAGAGAAAUUAGUGGAAAUAAUAUCAAAAAAGAAAUAGAAAUUAACAUUUGAUUAACCAUUGAAAGAUAGAAUAGAGAUGGCAGAAAUAACUGCAAAAUUAUAUAAUGAUGAACCAGAUGAUACAUAUGAUUAUUAGGAAGCAUUAUAAAGACCAGAGAAAGAAUAUACAAGUAGUGAUGAAGAUGAAUUUGAUGAUUAUGUUCCAAAUGAUCAUUUUGUUAGAUAUGCAUAACCACCUUCUAAGAAAUAAUUUAAUUCAUAAGUAAAUUCAGGACAUAGUUUGAGUUAUUAAAAUUUGGAUAGUAAUAAUGAUAAAUAGAAAAAAAUAUUUCAGAAUCCAAACAAAUAACCAUAAUAAUAGUAUUAAUAAAAAGAUUAAAAGAGUUAUGAAAAAGGUUUCAGUGAUGAAGAAGAUGAUUAAGGUGGAAAGAAUAAAAAUAAUAAAAAUAAUAAAAAUAGUUAUAACGAUAAUCGUGGUUUUUAAGAAAAAUCAUAGAAAGUAUAUGUUAGAGAAAAUCAAUAUUAUAAUAAUAAUAAUGAAUAUUAGAGAAAAUAAUAGAAUAAUAAUAAUCAAAAAUAGGAGGAUCGAAAUAAAAAUAGAAAUUAAGAAUAAUAGAGGAAUGAUGAUUCUUAUAAAAGAGAUGAUUAUGAUAGGGAAGAGAGAGUUUAAGGAAAUAAUAAUGAUCAAAAGAAGGUUUUGUAGAAAGAGAGAAAUAGAGAUGGUGGUUAUGUAGGAAGUAAUAAAACAAAAACAUAAUAAGAAUAUGAAUAGAAAUAAGAAAGUAAUUACGAAUAAUAGUAGAAAUAAAAUAAUAAUAAUAAGAAUAGACAAUAAUAAUAAACAAGAAAGAAUUUGAAUUUAAAGGCUCCAUCUUAUGAACUUUUUGUUCCUAAGGAGGAAUAUGAAUAAAAAGAAUAAUAAGUUUAAGAAUAGAGAUAGGAUAAGAAACAUCAAAGAGGAUAAAAGUGAG